GGUCUGGUGACGUAACGCCGGUCGUUGCGAACGCUCUGACAACACAGCUAGUGUGUGUGUGUGUGUGUGUGUGUGUGUACGUGUGUGUGUGUGCAGCUCAGGAUUAGUUACACAUCUCCGAUGCAUUCCUAAAAAAAACCCACGCACCACCACAAACACACAGCCCGCUCUCGACAAUGAACGCCGUCACCGCCGCCACCUGCCUGCUCGCCGCCGGCGUCAGCUGCUACCUCUACGGCAGCGAUGUGUUGUUAUCGCUGCUCCGUGUCUCUGUUGCAGACCCCUCCAUGCCCGAGCCGGGAGCUGCUCCGCGGCGGAGCCCGCAGGGAGUCCCCUACACCGACCUCCAGCACAUCGUCAACGCCGACGGACUGCACCUGUUCUGCCGCUACUGGGAGCCCGCCGACCCGCCAAGGGCUCUGGUGUUCAUCGCCCACGGGGCCGGGGAGCAUUGUGGGCCGUACGAUGAGAUUGCGCAGAGACUGAAGGAACUGUCCCUGCUGGUGUUUGCACACGACCACGUUGGCCAUGGGCAGAGUGAGGGAGACAGGAUGAACAUCAAAGAUUUCCAGGUUUACAUCAGAGACUCUCUGCAGCACAUUGACGUGAUGAAGGCUCGCCACCCGGACCUGCCCGUCUUCAUCGUGGGUCACUCCAUGGGCGGUGCCAUCUCCAUCCUGACGGCCUGCGAGAGGCCUGGCGAUUUUGCAGGAGUGGUCCUGAUUGCUCCGAUGGUCCAGAUGAACCCAGACUCUGCGACACCGUUCAAGGUUUUCCUGGCGAAGGUCCUGAACCACAUGCUGCCCAGCCUCACUCUGGGCUCCAUCGAGUCCAAGUGGGUCUCAAGGGACAAGAAGCAGGUGGAGGCGUAUGACACCGACGAGCUGAACUUCCACGGCGGCAUGCGGGUGUCGUUCGGCAUGCAGCUGAUGGGGGCGGCGGCGCGCAUCGAGAGGGAGAUCCCGUCCAUCAGCUGGCCCUUCCUGCUGCUGCACGGCGACGCCGACAAGCUCUGCGACAUCAGAGGCUCCAGGAUGAUGCACGAGAACGCUCCGAGCUCAGACAAGAAGCUCAAGGUCUACGACGGAGGCUACCACGCCCUCCACCACGACCUCCCAGAGGUGGCUGAGUCUGUGUUGAAGGAGGUGACCACUUGGAUCACGGAGCGCCUGCCCGCCACGACAUCGCAAGAACCGCAAGGCUCCUAGAAACAUGAUUCGGCCAACCAUCCCCCUCGUCCCCCACCCCCUUCCCACCGGCUGUGCUCCAGGGCGACUGCCACCUCCAGCAGUCUGUCAGGCUUAACAACACUACUACACUCUCUGGUCUGGGGACAUACAUUUGAGCAUAUAGACUGAUAUCAAUUUCUAUGUAUACAAAGUUGACUGACUUAAUCCUCUGGGCAUGUACUUUGAAAUAUAUCCACCUCACCCUGUCAACCAACCCAGGUUACACUGAUACGAAUUAGAUGAUGGUGGUCAGAAACCGCGUCUUAUCGUGGGAAGCGGUCCCUUUCCCUUCAGAGCUUCAGGGAUGUGUAUUUGGGGUGAUGGGUUUAUUUAGUUACUGUUGCACCCUUCAUCGCCGAGGUGCAGCUCAAUUACAGCACAGUUCAAGCUGCAGUAUGCUGGGGUUCAAAGUGCAAUAAUGACGUUUCCAUCUCCUCGUUCAUACACACAGGUCAGAUUGUUUCAGCAGCCCUGAGAAAAGUAAUGUGAUACGUUAUUAAUCCGCGCGGGGGCAUUUAGUUUUUUUGGGGGGUUUUUUUGCACAUUCAUUCACAGGCAGGUCACUGGUCAGGGUCAGCUGCAGGGCAGCACCUCAGGAGCAGCACAGCCAGGUCCUCACGCUGCUUCGCUGUCCUUCAGCGGACACAGUGGAUACUGAGCACAUUUUCAGUGAGGCGGCGUUGUUAGAGGCAGUUUCCCUUUGCAGAUUUUGUGGUUCAGGAGAAACUGUCAUCUUCUCAGAAAGCAUCGUCUCUUCAAAAAUCUCCUCCGCCUCCUCCCACAUUUGCGCAGUUUUAACCAACAAUGCGAGAUGUGACAAAUGCAGCUCUCGUAUAGAGUCACCCUGAAACUUCUACUACUGGAGACGUGUGAUUCUGCAUAUAUCACACAAAUACUCCCUUCUCCUGACUUCGUCCAAAUGUCCCUCGACAGGUUCAAGCCUAGUCCGAAUAAUUAUAUGCAUUUGGUAUCCAGCAUUUAGUGACAGAGAGACCAAACAACAAAAUCAUUUCCCAUUUAAAGUAGUAUGCCUCUUUUUUUUGAGCCUAUCUGAAAAAUUAAGCAAAUGAAGCUUCUCACUCUGCCGGUGGGAAUUAGAAGGAAAUGUCAAAAGGUCUCUCGUCGGUGUGACCUUUGAGCUUUCGGGUCACAGUUGACUUCACUGGUAGGGUCUCUCUCUGGAGCGGUAACUUCAUCAAACCUCUGACUGCAGGCAGGGGGCCCAGCUGGGGGACGUGGGAGAGCACAGUGCUCUGUUACUGCAGACAAAAGAGUAGAUCAUCUGUUAGCGUGUGCCAUUCAGUGCAGACUUUUCAUCCAAACGCACCUUGAAGUUAUAUGGCUGCAAGUAUUUGUAGCAUGGGUGGCCACAGCGGGAAUCCGAGCCCCUAUCUUAUAACAACGUCCGGGUCGUGCUUUUUAAACAGGAAGUCCAGUAGAAUAGAAUCCAGACGAGACAAAGGAGGAAAUGUCUAACCCCCCCCCCCCCAAAAAAACAUAUGUUGUCAUGUCUAGAAUCAUCAGCAUCACCAUCAACAGCUGUGUUCAGCCUGACCGUAGCAAUAACAUCAGCGUAUAGUCUUGUCUGCUGUUAAUUAUAAGCUAUAGACAGACUGCCCACUGAGCUCAUCCACCUGUCUGUAUUGUCAGGUGGACUGUAAUAAGCAGGUGUCGCCACACGCGCGGGGCUUUUUCCGCCUGUUCAUCGAGCACGAGAAAGUUUCAGCAGCACGAGUCGAGGGUCUUUUUGAAGCUGCACAUGUCCGUCCGCCCCCCCAGCAUCAGUCACAUUUCUGACUUGUGUGGCGGUUCAGACAUCCAGUCCGUUUCUCUGUGUGUUGACUUCAGACACCAUCGGCGUCCUGUAGGAAAUACAUCCAAUGUGCAGGAGACUCCGCCGUCACCAUGGCGAUGUUAUUCAUCAUCACCCAGAGUUCAAAGGGACUCAUGCAGGGAGAGCAGGGGCAGCAGGGAGCUCAUGUGUAACCACGGCAGCAGGCCAGCGGCGCGGCCCGUUUUACAUGUGCAGUCGCCAGAGUGAUCACAAUGAGACUGGUGGAAUGGGAUGAAUGUGUGGUCUCUCUCUCUCUGUCUAACUUUCUAUUCCCUCACUCUCCCUAUCUCAUCCCGUGUCACCCCGUCUCACCACCUUUUUUUUUUUCGUAGUUGCUGUGGCGACCAGCGCUCUUUGUUCUGUCCAUCACAGAGCCCCUUGUUCUGUUACAGAUUCAAACAUCUCGCGCUGUCAGCUGCACGUACAGUACUGCCCCUAGGGGUCAACUGUCAGAACAGCAACUGGCAAAAGUACAGUACGGUUGUUGUGACUGUAUUCUGGUUCUGUCGGCUGAGCAGUGGCCUCUGUUUGAACAGAGGACACAACAGUUCUCACCCCCGACUCCGCUGAGCGUAAAUUAGUAUCUUACCCACGAAAUGGCUUCAGAAAGCUGACAUCUCUGAGGCUGUAUGCAAGACUGUGACCUAAAAUCGCUCUCUGCUGACAAUUCCCAGCUCACAUGUGUGCUGUUUCUAUUUCGAAUCGUCUCUGUUUGCAAACUGUUCCCUGAUCUUGGCUGCGAGUGAACCUGCUGGGCCUCAGAGGAAAAGGAGAUAUGAAUCGACUGGGUUCGACAGGGAACGUGAGGCAGGGCAAGGUUAUUUAGCACAUUUCUUCCCAAAAUCCAAUUUAAAAUGCUUUGCAUAAAUUUCUGUUGAAUUAGAAAGACAUCAUAAGACAAUAAAAACGUAGAAGCACACUUGAAAACCCGGGGGGGAAUAUAAAGAAUGGAGCGCAGGAUGUAAGCGCAUCCUCCUCUGUGUUCAGAAGACAUUUUGUCAGCCCAAAUAUCAGGUUACGCUGAGAUGUAAUGUGUUCGUCAGUCCCGCUGGGAGUCAGACCCUUAACCUCAACCGGAGCUGCGGGGGGGUUUAUAUCACGAGCACUUGAAACACAAAAGACUCCUGAUUGGGCUGCACAGUCCCAGUUGUAUUCAGACUCCUAAUAGCACCCCUGCUACCUAACAGUAAUAUUCAAAGAGCUCUACCUGUCAGACUCCACGAGUGCAUAUUACUGCUGCCGUGAGCUACGGAGGUGGAGAUGGAGAAGAGACAGGAGAGAAGCUGUCAGUAACCAUGGCAGCACGCUUUCAGCCGGUGGAAAAUGUGUAAUUGUUAAUGGUGCGGGAUGCGAAGCAGACGUCGGCGCGCUUUCGGAGCUGGUUGUCCAUUUUGCUGCUCCGAGGAUUCCCUUUUGUGCAAGCGUCGAGAUAAGAGAGCAAACAAUUACCGUCAUCAGUUCACAGUGAAUGUGAAUAAUAAGAGCUGUACACACACACACACACACACACACACACACACACACACACACACAUUCACUCGCCGAAUUCAAAUCAGGCUCCAUUGCUGUUUGUACUGAAAUUGCACUGUAAAUUCUUGAAGAUUUUAAGGCCAAAAUGUUGCCUUUUUUUUUUUGCCAGGACUGUGCAUCCAUACUUUGUCUUGAUUCAGGGUUGGAUGAAAGAUUGAAAUUAAGGAGCAGAUUUCAUUCCUACUCACCUGUAUUAAAGGUGUGUAAUCCCCGACACAGUGCUCGCAUCUUGUAAAGCCAACACAAGCAUGAAUCGCAUGCAGGUUUGCCAUACUGAGAGACAGCCAUGUACAGAUGCAUUGCUCUGUUAAUAUGUAAUAAUCCACUCGACUGUUAAUGUCCUUUUUUUAUUUAGGACGGAAGUUCUAAGUGAGGCAGAGCAAAAAAUAUAACCGAGGCAGGAAACCGCUGAAUCUAAUCGGUCUGCGGCUUUUUAUAACAAAGCGAAAAUUCAGUUGGCCUGCCAGUUUGUCAAUGGGGCCGUUGUUUUUUUUUUUUGUUUUUGUUUUUUUAUCUCGACUUUAUGACUGUUUCUAAGAAAAGAGCUGGUGUACAUGACGGAGGACUAAUAGGCACAGGGCCAGUAUUUCUGUAACUUUAUGAGAUUAAAGAGCGCUGGAGAGAUUCAGUACAGAGUUUGCAUGAAUGAGUCAGUAACGAACAGCGAGAAUUGAAGAGGUUUUUUUCUCCAAAAUGCUGUGAAUGCAUGAAAAAAAAAAAAAAACGCAUCGUAUUUGAAGUCAGUCAUUCUGUCUGUAAAUUACGAAAGUUCCGUUGAGUUGUACACGAUCAUUUGGUCUUUGAAAUGUCAAAAAAAUUUAUUUAAAAAAAAAGAAAGAAAAUGCUUGCCUAGAGUCCAAAGUGACAUCUUGUCAUUGCUUCUUUUUACCAAAACCCAGAAAUUCGAAAUCCAAUAGGUUCCCUAUUAACUUGCUUUCCAUCGACUCAUCGAUAGAUCUGCUCAUCAUUGCAGCAGUAAUAAAAAUGUCUUGAUGAUGUUGCAUUUUGGACAAAACCCUGAUUCAAGUCUCACUGCUUUUAUCAACAAUUAUGGAUUUAUUUCUAAUGGCCGUACUGCUUGAUAACUGAACAUAAUUGUAAUACACUGUUUAAUGGCAUAGCAUUGCUAACAACACUUGACGAAAAAAACACACACACAAAUCAAGACUGCGAUGUAUUUCACAUAUCUUUUAUUUAUCAUGUCUAGAGUAUUUAUAGGAAUUAAUUUUAUGUAUAGGCUACUAUAUAUUGAUUAUACAUCAUGAGAAGGCACUUUUUAUACCAUAAACCAGCCAUAUUGUGUCAUUUUUACUUGUUGACGCUCGGCUACAUGAAGCUCCAUUACACUUCUUGAGAAGGAAACUGGUUCGAGGUUGUAUGUAUGUACAGUCAGCAAUCCCAAAAACAUGUGACAAUGUUUCUGAUAUGGUUUUGCAUAGAGAGUAUUUUACUACUGUCCGUUUAGUCGUCGUCUUGCUGAAGAAAAAAAAAAAACUCAAGUUCUUGUUGCAGUUUGUCACAGAAGUAUGAAUGUUUGAAACAUCUGGUAUGAAAAUGUUUUCAUUUGGUGACAGGACCUAAACAACCAGGGUGUUAUUGCUGCAAGUUUGGGGGAAAAUCUUGUACACUUUUUUCCCCAGAUUUGCUUUUCAGGAACUUUAAUCGUGUCUCUUUCUAGUUUCUCUUCUUAGAGGUAAUGUUAGAAUCACACAAACAUGAGGGAGAGAUUUAACGUUGCUCUCUCCAAGACAAUUAUGUCGCAGUACAUUUGAGGACUAAAUUGCAGGUAUCAGGUUUUUUUUAGCAUGUUCCUGGGAAUAAUACGCCUUGGAUUCAUUUGACUUCUAUAUUCUAUAAGGAUUCUACAUUUUAAAGAUUUCAAAAAAACAAAAAAAACAAAAUAAAACAAAAAAACUAUUGUACUUUUUAUUUUUGGAUUGUUUGGUGUUGUUUGUGCCUUAUUAAUAUGACAAAUGUGUACCUGAGCGUGUAUGUAUGUGUGUUUUGAUAUAGAUGAAGUGUGAUGAGCUGCAGAUCUGUUACUGUGGAUGUCACAUCUGUUUCUGUUUCAGUAAUUGUGUCUGUCCUGCUUGUCUUUCUCCUGUUUGUCUCUUUCUAUCCAUGUCUGCCUCUUCGAGUUUCUGUCCAAUCAAGGGUUAAGCAGACCUGGGUGAAAAAAAAAAAGAAAAGAAAAGAAAAAAACUGUUUUUUAAAUCUUUAAGUACAGGCUGAGAUGUAGCUUAGAAAAUACCUCCCAGCUUCUUUGAACACGUGUUUUGUUUUAGCCUGCCUGAAGACGCCCCCAGUAUCAGGAGACAUGAUACUGUACAUUAAAGAUGAGGCUCCCUUGCUUCGAGUGCUCUGUGGCAUAAUGACUGUAACAUUUGGAACUUAUUUGUUUUCAACCAAGAACAAGAGAGUUCAGUCCAUCACAAAAUAACACACGGAUUUGUAAGAGGACAAGAACCAGAUGUUCUCCAAGAAUGUUCUGUACUGAAUGAUUUCAUGUGUCCUUAUUUGUACAUGUUGAGAUACUGGGGGCGCAUUUGAAAUUUUGGGUCGAUGCAGAAGCACUGAAUGAAAAUAAACAAGUUGUCUAUCAACAGGAUAGAUUCUCUGGACCAACCAACAAAAGGCUGUAUAUUAAGUUUUUCUUUGUUUUUUUUCUGUGUUAAAAGCAUGAGAAUUGUUCAAUGUACAUCAUGAACAAUCAGGAAGGAUUUUGAAGGAGCACAGCUAUCUGAUGUAGAAGCUGAGGUGAAGUGUUAUUUGAGAGGAGAGGUCAUCCCAUCGAGACUUACAGUGUAACAGUGUUUAUAGGCAGCACCUCAUAGACCACGCAACUUUAGGUUGAGGCGUCACAUUCUUGAGUCUUCCUUGUAAACUAAUGUGUUGUUUGUUUCAACAGUUCACUGUAUACUGUCUGACACUUUAUCUCAGUAGUCCUGUGCUGAUACUCGACAGGUGGCGUCAUUUGACAAAAAAAGGAGACUUUAAAACCUUCAUUUAUCCCAAAUUUAUAUAUUAAAACAGACUUUUUCACCGAUGCAUUGAUGUCACGUCACGACAAGUCGAGUAUCUGCUUUGGACAAUCGAGCUAAAGUGUGUUUGUGACAAACCAUUGUACAUAAGAUGUAUAUAAAGUGUAAUAACGGAAUUACUUCUGAAUCACUGAAAGUCAAACUGCUUGUUACUAGAAUGUUCAUAAUGUCCAUAAUCUCUUACAGAAUAAACUACGAGACUGUUUAA
This is a messenger RNA of Acanthopagrus latus (yellowfin seabream), 7842 nucleotides long. It is a transcript of the gene mgll, whose product is annotated as monoglyceride lipase. Lineage: Eukaryota; Metazoa; Chordata; Actinopteri; Spariformes; Sparidae. The record is from RefSeq and is a predicted model, not a curated record. Gene Ontology annotation, cellular component: membrane. Bases 177 to 1208 code for a protein of 343 amino acids. Gene Ontology annotation, molecular function: lipase activity. The transcript is spliced from 7 exons.